AUGUUUUAUUUCAAAACAAUACCUGUCCCUGUCCCUCUUAUUUGGCUGACAAUAAUUUCCGAGUUUCCUCCACGUGUUCUGUUAACACUCUGCUUUGCAUCAAUGAUAUUUCACGUACGCAGGCAUGAUCGGUCAGCACGCACCUUAGCAAAACAGUUACGUUUUAACCAUCAGAUGUCGUUUAAAAUCCUCCACGAUAGGUCUGCAGUAAUAAUGAUGGGUCUUGUGAUAGGAAUGUUUCUUGUUUGCUAUGGGAUGCAUCUGACUUGGCGCUGUGUAUUAAAGAAAAUAACAAAGUAAACUAAAGCCUACCACUUGACGUGCGUAACUCAUUCUUGUAGCAUGUAAGUCUUUAAUGAACGAGUGUGAAAGGCUGGAGCAAUUCAGUAAAAGACUAAUAAACGUGUGAGGCUUGGACUCAAAGCGAAUUGAAAUUUGGAAAAAAAGGCGCAUUAGGAGAGAAAACAAGAACCUUUGGACCCUCAGAGAAUACAAAAUAAGAGGGAAUUAGGACUUAGGACCAAGGUUCACAGGUGGUGUGACACGCAAGUUCUUAUUGGAUUGAACUUUUUAGUUUCACGUCAUGAGAGUAUAACUUUGUGUUCAUACCACGCUACCAAAGCCCGCUUUGCUUCACUUGCUCGAUUUUGGCAUACUCGAGCACGACGCUGCAUCAAUCGAGUAACAAAGGUAGCGUGAGCAUGUGCUGCUUGUUGCUUGGAUAUAGUUUGCCGGACCCAGGCUUAAUAGCCGUGCGCUUUGUACAGCAGAAUCAUCGGUUAUGACCAUCAGUUUGUUAAUUUCAGACUGAAACGGAUGCUCACACUCUGGAUACCAAUUUGACGAGAGAAAACAAGAUUGACAAGUUCAAAAGUUCGAGGUUCGGUGACGUCAUAAGGCUUGGCGCCAAUUUUCCUCCGCACUGAGGUUGUUCGCUCAAUAGUCUUCGUAAUCAACUCUGUUAACGGCGAUAGAUUCCUAGAAUUUACCCAAACCGAACUGAAAGAUUAACUGUUCGAUAUUAUUGUUAUAUGAAGUAAUUUCCUUGUUGAGAAAAACACAAGGAAAUGUAGUAGUUUUGUAAUCUUUCCGUGCAAGUCUAUUUCAGCUCAGUCCUGAUGGUGUGACUGAAGUUAAAAUGAUAAAAUCGUGUAAAGUGUAAAAUGACUUGUUAUGGAGAAAGAAAAGGUAGCUAUCAAAUGUGUCACCUUUUUCGCCCCGGUUACACGAACGUGAGGCUAAUUUUCCUUUAAAUUCCGCAGAAAUCAUGACAAAGAAAUUAAUAUUGGUUGCUAGGGAAGCCCAACUGGAGCGACGAGUUGCUUGUGGCUGGAACGAUAUUAAAAUCGUUGCAUGCCCAGUGGCCGGCCUUUUUAAUUAUUAAUGCACCUUUGUUGUAAUUUGUUGUAGACCUGUCGCAAUUUGUAAGAAAUAUGUCGGCCGAAAUUUAGGCUAAAGAGAAGGUACAUUUUUUUUAAUCAGCUAAGGUUUCGGUUAAUUCCAUCUGUUAGAACUGACAGGCCAGACUAGUUUAGUUGUAAAGAGAAUUUAAAUAAAGAUCCAGUCAGAUCAGAGCUAUUUAGAUUAAGAUCGGCAAUGUUGGAGUGUCCCUUUCCAUUUGACAAAAUUGUUGUCUCAAAUACGGCUCUUUUGUAGGAACAAUAACCAUUUGGUCGGGUCAACUCGAUGUAGUUCCACUGGGCAGGCAGAAUUUCCAACAUUUUAACCGGAAUUUUUGUUGUAUUGGAAGCGCCCAUUGGCUUUCAAUUACAGCACGCAACUAUCCUCAUUUUCCUACCAACUGUGUUAUUAUAGCUCGGUCAGUUACCUACUGCGCAUGCAAAACACAUAAUUAUUAGAAAUUACCAAGUUUAUGACAAAGUAGGACAAUAAAAAGGACUUCUGUCUAGUAACAUACAUCUGCCAGAGAAUAGCUCACAACCUCCUGACAUUUUUGCGAAGAGGAUAUUUUUCUUUUAUCUGUAGUUAAUAAGUACGGAUGGAGACCGGGUUUUGGAUUCUUGGAUUGGUUCUUUCGUUUCUUGCCAUCACUGGAAAUGGAUUUAUAAUCUUCCUCGUCUGCAGCAGACGAAAUCUCCGCACCAAAACCAACGCGUUUAUUGUUUCACUUGCAGUAGCGGAUUUCUGUGUUGGUUUGAGCGUUGUUCCUUCUUUGUUCGCAUGCGACGUUACAAGCACCUGUGACUGGCCUCAGGUUUUUCUUUCAUGGAAAGAUGUCGUAAGGUGGCUGUUUAGCUACUUGUCUGUUUUAAACUUGUGUUCUCUGGUGCUCGACCGUUAUAUCGCCAUCGUAAAGCCUUUUAAGUACUUAACUUUUAUGAGUCGAUCUCGUGUUAUUCAAGUGAUAACUUCCUGUUGGAUAGCGUCAUUUACGUUGGUUGCGUUCAAGACCGCACUUCGGCUUUGCUGUGAGACCCCUCUGACCAGUAUCGUUGCAGUUGUGGUUUUAAUGAUUUCCAUGGAAAUCGUUCCAUGCGUUCUGCAGAUACUCUGUUUUGUGUCAAUGUUAAUUCAUGUAAGGAAACAAGAUCGGUCAGCAUGCAACCUAGGACGGAUAUCUUUUAAAACCCAUAACGAGAAGUCUGCAGUAAUAAUGAUGGGUAUUGUGAUAGGAGUGUUUGUUGUGUGCUACGGAAUAUACUUACGUUGUAGUUUAGUAGUACUAUCCGACACAAAAGCAUCAUGUAAAGAUGAUCAAUACAAAAUUCCUGUAUUGGUUUUAAACUCGGCCAUUAACCCAAUGUCUUAUGCUUUUUUCAAAAGAGACAUAAAGAAAGAGUUUAAAAGGCUUAUCAGUCAGGUGGUUUUUUUUAAGCGGAAAAGUAACCGAGUAGAACCUUCCACUUGAUCAUUUUUGAAGGACAUAGAUCUUAAUAUUAGUUGGCAGAACUGCCUUUGAUAGCGGAUUGUGUCAGGCAUCGCAGGCGGCAGUUUUGGGGACUGCAAAUCCCUGGCGGUUUGUCUCAAAUCAUAGUUUGGAAGUACUGGUGUUUAAGGAGGGUACAAGAACCAAUACAAAGGACGAUGAGAAUACAAUCCAAAAGAGACCUUACUAUCCGAAAACAGAGACGCCAAUGAAUACGUCGCUGAAAAAUAGACUUCGCGUCCAAUGAAACUUUUUCGCCGUCAUACCAAGUCGCCCAGUGAAUUGAAAGUACGUUGACAUGUGUUAGGUUGGAACUGAAUAUUGGAGGCCCCGUUUCAGAGAGAAAUAGUAAAUAAAUUUAUCGCCUUGUCGUUCCAGUUCUUAAGCCCGUCAACUAAAAAAAAUUGACUAUUCCACGUUGUAGUUGUGUAGGGACAACGAAGAAAUGUAAAGAAAAGCUUGAUGCACGUGCCGCCAGAACUGUCGUUUUGCUCACUCAAGCCUUUUGUAUUUUAGGCGUUCUCCUUGCCGUCGCCGUCGUAGUUUCGUAAGGUCCCUACAUAAGUCAGAUGCUCUUGAAACGGCGAUUCCGAGGUAUAGACGAAAUUUCUAAUUGAAACUUUUUGUUUCAAACCAAAUUAAAGUAUUUCUUUUUCCUUACUUCAUUUUCCACAUUAAUUAUUGUAGUCAACUCUUUUAAGUAGUUUCCUAGAAUUUAAACAAGCAUGAAGUAUUAGACGUUUUUGUUUUUGUACUGGAAAAGAAUUGUAUUAUUUUUUCCUUUCCCUGAAAACUGAUAGUUUUUACUAUCAUUCCUCAGUCCAUGCCAGGUGUGAAUUAAAUAUUAAAAACUUUAGGGCACGAUCUGUAUGAUACAUACAGGCAACAUGGAUAAUUUUUUUCAGAUUCCCAUUGAUCCCUAUGGUGCGGUGAAAAGUCAUCUUUUUCUUCAAACAAGUUUUAACGUAGUUUUGCCUUAAGUUUAGAGAACGUCUUUGGACGAUUUUGUAAUAAUUUGUAAUAUCCGUCUUGAUUUGCAGUACGUAGUAGCUGUUCUAAUUAGCAUUCAGAAGGAUCCUCAAUUGCUUUCCUGUCAUGUUCAGGGGUCUCCGUACCAAUGAAAAUAAAGCUAAAUAAGUUGACUGAAAACAGGUAUUGCAAAAACGAAACAUAAUUAAUGCAAAUAAACUAUUGCAAAGAGAUCUAUUUCUGCGUCUCACAUGAUGAAAAGUGACGCUAAAGUUAUUGCCAUCUGGAUAACACCCUCCGAGAUCUGCUUAAUUCUUCAUAUCCCACGAAAGCCGAAUUCAUUAAUUGCUUUAUUAUUCAUUCAAAAUAAUUCCUAGUUUAAAAACAUAGCUAAAACAUGCUUACUUGCAUCGACGUUAAGUUUAUCUUCGAUAGUGUGCGUUCAGGUUUGUCCAGCUCCGCAAAUAUUCUCCAAAUAGCAGCCCAGUGUCUGUUUUUGCUAUGUUUUAGCCAUUAUUUUGCCUAGUGCCAGCUGUAGUUCUUACUCUUGAAAAAAGUGAAGUGUCCGCCAUUUUAGAUUUCACAACGAAAACAACUCAACCUCGUCCCCAGGUCUUCUCGGUUAACGGUGCAUUAACCUGUAGAGGGCUGCAUUUUUGACGUCAUUUCCUCGUUAAACUCAAAAUUCUUCCAAAUUUGGUCAUCAGUAACUGGUUAUGGUGAAUUAUGUGUGUGCUUUUAGCCAAUCAGAAUUAGGGAAAUAUUUUGAAUGAAUAAUAAUCAAACUUAAGAAGUAUCCCUUGUAAAAAUAUCCAGUCUAGCCAUCUUAAGUUUCCUUAUUAGCUAACGCUGUCGUACUAGUUUGCCUUUUGAUGUUUGAGUCUCUCAAACCAAAGUUGAGAGUGUGAAUGGGGUUAACCGACCAGGGACAAAGGGUGAAAAAUACUACCGACUACCGACAAAACGAGAAAAAAAAAAUUACUGACUACCGACAGAAAAAAAAAAUUAACCGACUACCGACAUGGACCGCCAAUAUCGAUAUUUGUUUUCAGAAAGAAGAGAUCAGAAGAGCUUUUUGUAUUUUUUCUUGCUUGCGAAGUAACCACAUUAAAGGUACAGUUGGCUCCCGAUAACUCGAACCUUCAAGGGAAAUCUAAAAAAGGUUCGAGUUAUCAGGAGUUCGAGUUAUCGGGAUUCCGAAGAAAAUAGCCGAGAGUAAGGUAAAAGGCAGUUUUUACUGCACAGCGAACAUUUUAAUCCCAUUUAAUUGUAGAAAUGUUAAGUGAAAAUUGAAAGAUACUUCUAGAUUAUAAAUCAGAACGUAACGUAACAAAACAUAGCCUAAAUAGAGCAUGCGUUUUACUGUUUUGAGAAGAAAAGCUGCUUCACGUUAGUCUGUGACAAUCAACAGCAGCCUCCACAAGUAAACUAUACUCCUACAACACGUCAAUAGGAAAUCCAAAAUUCAAUGUUUCGGACGCCCGUAGACGGCUUUUCCCCGACCUUUUAAGGACUCAAAACAUGGUUCCAGUUAUCGAUGGUUAAAUUAGUAUAGGUAAUAGCAUGAUUUGUAGUGAUAUUUGACAUAAAUACCACGAGUGCACGAGUGAUAUUUCGAAAUUGUUAUACGUAAUUUCACGAGCCGUUAGGCGAGUGAAAUUUGAGACAAUUUUGAAAUAUCACAAGUGGUAUUUAGGCCAAAUAUCAAGUACAAAUCAUGCUAUUAGUUGUUUAUACUACUACCCACAAAAGGUUUGUAAUUUUCACAUGUAGGUAUUUCAAAUUAAGCUGAAAUACCACUGCUCUAAGCCAAUCAAAUUGCAGAAAUUUCUGAUGUAGUAGUAUAUUAUAGAAAAUGAUCUGAGGGGAAACGGAAAUUGUUUCGAGUUAGCGGGAGUUCAAGUUAUCGAGGGUUCGAGUUACCGAGGAUAAAAUUACAGUGAAUGUAUGACGGAAAUCCAGGGGUUAUCGAUUUUGGUUCGAGUUAGCGCGAGGUUCAAGUUAGCGAGGGUUCGAGUUAUCGGGAGUGGACUGUAAUUAUAGAAUUUCCUGUCAUCUUCUUUCUUUUUGGCCGGGAGAGCGCUGGAUCAUUUUGCAGAACAAUUUCCGGUACUCGAGCCCACGAAACCUCCCGCUGUAAUAUUUCAACCACGUUGUCUGUCCAGCCAUGAGUGGAAUCAUAAAAGUAUAGUGAGUUUUUUCCAAAAGGUCGAAAAAGUCACAAUCGAACGCCACCGUAGCCGUGUUCCGGUCGACAAAAAAACAAAAAAAACACAAGAGUAUUCGAAUUUAAAAAACAUCAGACAAAUAUUUCAAGUUACAAGUUUUACACGUUAUAUGGGACUCAAAGUCUUAAAACUAGGUAAAUUUUAAAACAAACAAUAAUAAUUAACAUGCAUUUUUAAUUAUUAACUGAGAUUUACCGACAACCGACAAAGAUCGAAAUUUUAACCGACUACCGACAAAGUGACUGAAUUUUAACCGACAACCGACAAGUGGACCCCCCAUUCAGACCCUCAAAGUUCCUUUCCUUGAGUCGACUUGGUGUUUGCUUUUUCACCCAUAAGUUUUAAAUUGUUGUCCAUUGGUAAAAAGGGCAAAAAUAAAAUAAAAGUUUUCGUAAAAUCACAGUGAAAGGACGUACAUAAGUCAUAGCCUUUCAAAAUUUAGAACCAUAGGAGAAGCGAAAUUGUCCUUUUUCAUAGUUCAAAUCGGUACUUUCUCGGCUUUUAUCGAUUUUUAUUGUGGUUUCGCGGUUUAGAAGUAACGUCGAUAAAAUGAUAGGUCAAAGAAAAGUCCUCUCCGGGACCACGAGUUUCAAAACAGUUUGCUUUGAUUUUUUUAGACUUAAGUGUUCUUAAGAGCCAAUGUCUGUAAUUUUCGAGAAUCGGUUGACAGUCGUGAAUUUUUGAAUGUCUUCAUAUUUUGCUCAAAUAAUCUCUAUAGUACACUAGUUUCAAAAAUCACCUUAAAACUUGUAACAGCUUUUUAUUUUUUCAGGAAUCAGGUAAAGUUUGAAAUACUCUAAAUCGGCGCUCUUUCGAGUAUGAAAUUUGCGAAAAUUGAGCAUUUUCCUCCCUGCUCGUACAUAAAAACGGAAUAAUAUCUCUUGAUGAAAUCAAGUCACAAAACAGACACACAUUUUUACUUUAUAAUUCAGCAAUUAACUUUAAAUGAACCGUUUAAAUGAGACUGUACCGGCCGCAAGAAGAAACACGGUUUCAGCACUUUUCAAAAAUGGCAAAUUUGACCUAACUUCACCAUCGUAAAAACCCACUUGGUACGUGCAAUUUCAGUAUGAAAGAUAAACUGUAUUAAAGCAUAUCCUUUGCCGUUGUUUGUGUUAAAAUAUUUCUGGCGGGAUUCCAAAUGCGCACCGUCGAGAGACCAAAACCUGAAGGGUAUUUUGACACCAGGAAAGCGCGUGCAACAAGCAAGUUUCGACGCUUGGAAUAUUAAUCCUUUGCAAACAUAAGUUACUUCGACAUUUAAACCCUAGUCAGAGUUGUAACGGUUUCAGAUUAUAUUUCGGCGUUUCUGUCCGCGGUUUAACAUGAUUCCUUUCAACUGAUUUUUGCGAUAAACCAUAAUGAAGAGACACGAAUACGCAGUUCAAAUCAAAGUUCGUAGAGAGGAAUAUUGUCAAAAUACUCGCUUGUUAUAGUUUAAAUCGUAUUGAAACCUUAAAAUCAGAAAAGUUAUUUACUUACCUGAACUUAAAUGCUAGACGGGGUCACAGUACCGCUAACUAAAUUCUGCAUCAAGGCAGAUUCAAAGUUAAGUUUGUGUAUGUUUUCAAUCUGUCAACACGAGGAAAGAUAACAUUCCGGAAGUGCGUGACGCGUAACGCGCCGGAAAAGAAAUUGCUGGUAUACGUGUUUUACGGUGCAAGUCUUUGUUGUAUGUUCGUAUAGCAUCUCGCAUAUAUUCAAACUUGGUUUGUGGCGCCUGUGGCCCCAGUAAUACUGAAUGUAUUGCGAUCAUAGAAAAGAUGUCGUGAGUCACUGGGUAUGCUCCUGACUUGUUAGUCACGUGAGUAUGUUAAUGAUAGAAGUAAGGUUUUCUGCAUUUACGUUAGGUGACCUUUGUUUGAUCCACGAAAUUGGCGCAUGAACUUAAGAGUUUUUCCUCACCACCGCUAAAUGUUUGGUUCUGGGUGGCGGUGCAACAAAUCACGUGGUACCGUUCUAGAUCAGGCUACUGGCUGCUCAUAGAGGGGUCCAUAAAGGCACAUUGAUUGAUGACUCUGUAUGGCCUGAAGGAAAUGAUUUACGCAGACGUUUUCUGAGCGACGAAGGUGCAGCUUUUACACUCCUUUUUCGAAAAUAGACGAGCACUCAAGCGAAGCGAGCGCGCGAGAGAGAGCCCCUUGCGCUAAUAGUCAAUAAAUCCCAUGCGGUUUUUAUUUUCAUACGCGAAAAUCGACGAUCAAAGAGAAAAUAGAUCGACGAUCUCUAAAGAAAAAGUAGGGGGUCUGUGAACAGGCUACGAAAGUGCUUGCUAUUAUUUUAGUGAACUUUACAAGAGGUCUCAGGUGACUUUGCUAACGUCAUGAAAAGUCUACUUAGCUUGUUUAAGUUUAGCUAGGGCAAGAGGAGGAGAUGGGUGGGUUGGUACACAUACAAAAAUUCAAGUCUUUAUCACUCCACUGAGAGCUAACAGACUUUGUUUGAUCCACAAAAUUGGCGCAUGAAAAUAGAAGUUUUUACUCACCACCGCUAAAUGUUUGGUUUCGGGUGGCGGAGCACAAAUCACGUUGUACCGUUCCAGAACUGCCUACUGUCUGCUCCUUUAAAAGGGGUCCGUAAGGGCACAUUAAUUAAUGACUCUGCGCGGCCUGAAGAAAAUGAUAUACGCAGACGUUUUCUGAGCGACGAAGGUUCAGUCUUUACACUUCUUUUUCUUUUCGAAAAUGGCCACGGACUUCUCCCCUCGCCCUUUGCUGCUAGGCAGUCGUUUUUGCCUGAGGGAUACCACCACGAAGGAGUUUUAGCACACAGGUCUCUGCUGGUGCAGACCUAGCGAAAAGGGCAUUCUCCAACUGAAAUUUUAAAUCGAUAUGAAAGGCUAUUUUCUGAUUUGGUUAAAAGUUGAUAAGUAAAAUGGCUGAGACAUUUUAAAGCAUUUUUUCAUUUAGGCGACGGAUUUUGACGUUAUGAAAAAGAACUUGUCAGUGAAUUGGUUUAUUUUCUAGCCUGCGAACAAGUGCCGGGGGGUGGUGGCGGAGAGAGCCAGGUGACUAUUCCUUUUUUUAAGCGGGAGCUAGCAUGUACGUGCAUUCUGGUCUAACGCCAUAAUGUGUAGACUGGCCUUUAAGCGGGGGGGAGAUCAGAUCGUCAACAGCAGGUUGAGGUCUAGCCAGAAGAUACCUUUGCUGCAGAGGAGCAAAGCAAUACUACUUUCAGUAAUUUAAACAUGUUAAAUACUUGUAUUUCGCUCAUUAAAUGUGUCCAUUGUCCAAUGUCGAUUUGUGGUUUUUCAGGAAUGUUCUUUUGCGGAGCAUUGGACAAUUUUUCUUAAACCAGUUUUUUACUCGUUUCCAUUUCCCUGCUCUACCUUCAUGCUGCAUAUGGUGUACGUGUGUACCUCAAUUCAUACUGAGGUGAUCGAUAGAGAAGUCUAUACGCCAAGCGGGGUUAAGAUUAGUUAAUAAAAACCAAAGGCUCAGAAGGCUAAGUGCAAUGAAAAGAAAACUAGUGUGAAACGUUUUGCAGACUCGGCUUACUCUAUUUGUUUUCUUUCUCUGUUUGAGUUUGGGCUUGUGCAUCCUAAAAUCAAGUUUAGUUCGACCUGUUUUGGGGAAUAUAAAAUAAAAAAAUAAAAAAAAAACAGUGUUAAUUGUCAUUUUAUUUUUUCUUGUACACUCGUGCGAUGAUUUAUCCUUGUCUGUACAGUUGCGUGACAAGACUCAAAUCACACACGGGCUUUCAUCACGCAACACAGGGUUUAGUCCGUGGCUAAACGACGGAAGAUUUCAGUAAACUGCGGCCACUUGCAGUUGAAACGACUGGUAACUAAAUUCUUAUAGAUCUCGUAUCUCAUUUAGAGCUAGCAAGCCGUUUCUAGCGGCUUCAUUUUAGGUGCAGAAACUCGAGGUCAAUAUUUACACUCAACACGAAAUUAGCAGCCAGAGCAGCGCUGUCUUUUUCAGCUACUUGCGUGCAAUCAAAUGCAGGGUUAAUCUACUUAGUUCUUUUUUAUUACCAUCAAAUUGAAAAGUGUUUUUCAAAAGAUUUUAAGAGCUUCCCGUAAUGUGCCCCUUGUAAAAGAAGUUAAGUUUGCAAAAACGUUUGUGUGCUUACACUUGCGGCUAGUUUGUUGCAGCGUUCCAACGUGCGAAACUACCCUGCACGUUUCGGUGUCUCAGCGACGCACUUUUGUAAUGCCGCCAAAAAUUUUUUAACACAAGAAACGGCAAAGAAUGUACUUUAAAAUAGUGUUUGUUUCAUGUUGAAAUUCUAUGUACCAAUUGGGUUUUUUUGAUGGUGAAGUUAGGUCAAAUUUGCCAUUUUUGUAAAGAGCCGAAAUCGUGUUUCUUCUUGCGGCCGACACAGUCACAUUUAAACAGCUUAUCUGAAGAUAAUUGCUGAAUUAUAAAGUACAAGUCUGUGUUUGCUUUGUGACUUGAUUUCAUUGAGAGAUAUCAUCCCGUUUAUAUGUACGAGCGCCAAGAAAAUGCUUAAUUUUCGCUAAUUUCAUACUCGAAAGAGCGCCGAUUUAGCGUUUUUCAAACUUUGCCCGAUUCAGGAAAAAAUAAAAAGCCGUUACAAGUUUUAAUGUGAUUUUUGAAAUAAGUGUAUUAUACAGAUUAUUUGGGCAAAAUAUGAAGAAAUUCAAAAAUUCACGACUGUCAACCGAUUCUCGGAAAUUACAGACAUUGGCUCUUAAGUCGUUGACUAUAAAGGACUCUUAAGAAAACAAAUAUUACUAAGACAUUACAGCCUAUAGAAAAGCUGCGCAAAAACGGCAUGAGCCCAGUGGAUAGUGUAGGACCUUAAUAUGGGACCCAGGUCUUGCGAAUGGGACAAUUAACAGACUGAAAAAAAUGUUAAUAUAUCGAACAUGGGCUAUUUAUUUUGUCACUAGACUAUAUUUGUUUGUUAGAUUAUUAUAUGUAAAAUAUCCAAAUUCUAUUCUUUCUAAUUGGUCCAAAAUCAAACCGUAUAACAUAGUUCCAUCUCAUCCGGUCAAUUUGUCAAUAAUUUGAUGAAAUCAAAAUAUAAUAAUGCAAUUCCCAAUUUAAGGCGAGGACUACGUUUUCCUCUGCUCUGAUAAGUAUCCAAGUCACAAUUCUCUCAAGGCAUUGCAAUAAAGAGGAGUCCCGAGAUUUCUUUACUUGAGGAUAUUUCAUCGGUUUAUUCUACCCUCAGGGUUCUCAUUUCUACAAAGUUUUACGAGUGAUUUAAAUAAAACGUAAGCGAUACCGGUAGUGAACGAAACGCCCUCUGGUUAUAAGUGAAAAAAAGUGAAUGGAACUACGUCCGCAUCCCCAUUAGGACGACUUUAAUUAACCCAGUGGCCCUGUUACUAGGGUUUAUUUUUCAUGCAUUGUUACGUAAUGAAUACUGUGGCGAUCAACUGAAGAGUUCGUUAGACGAAACUAGUUUUGUGAGUCGCCAUAUAAAUUUAACAGUGUGUUGAAAGUGGAAACAAAUUGGGUCUUUUUCUCUUGUAUAUUGAAAUAAUGUUACGUAACACUUUCUUAUGUUCGACAAACAAAAUUUCACAGCCGCUGUAGUUCACUUUGGGUUUUAUAAUUCAAGGCCAUUUAUAAUAGCCCCUGCAUUAAUAAUACUUCCCUUUCUUUUCUUACUAGGAGUAAUCGGAGCUUAGGAGAGUGCGUUCGAUAUGUUUGUUAGGCGAACCGUAACAGUUGAGGGGGAAGGGUGGUUGCGAUAUAGAUAAAUAUGAUUAUGGUAUAUUUUGAACGAAAGGGUUGCGUACAGCGAAACCUCUAUUUAAACUGUGUAUCACGUUAUAAGAAGGUUUUGAAAAGAUGUCGUAUGGUUCGGUGUCAAGUGCUUGUAAUCGGAGGAGACAUUGGCUAGAGUGCGUCGGGCGUGUAAAUAGAACAUUUUGUUUUACUGGCGUGAGUUACAGGGCGCAGUUGCUAAGGCCGAUUAGUGCUUAACCCGGGAUUCUUUUUCUUUCUUCAAAAACAUUUCUUCGGAUAAUUUCCUCUGUUAUUUUUAAGAGCAUCUAAUCAUCAACUUAUUGACAAAAUGAAUUACAUUGAAUUUACUGUUUUAAAAGCUUUCACAUCUGAAUUCAAACUUCGCACUAACCCUGUCAAAGCCUUCAAUGGAACGUGUGUGCGGCUCACGUCAAUGACUUUUCCAGUAAUUUGGUCGAGCGUGUUGAUUUCAGUGACUAGAGAGUGAUUUGUAAGUUUUUCCUAAUAAAUAACAUAGAGUUAAAGUGUUCGUUUGUCCGGUGCCGAAAUAUCACAAGUCAUGAUCAAAUGGCGCCGCCGAGCUGUUGAUUUACUAGGGAGUUUAAGCAAAUCGCUACGGCGACCGGAAGUAAAAAAGCCCCGAAAUGACGCAGUGCGCAUGCUUGGAAAUGACCUUUCUCCGUAGCGCCAAAUCCUGCGACGUGAAGAGCUGUCUUCUGGCGUAGUCGCUACUACGUGAGUAUGAAAGUCGACUCUUCUCCUAUUUUUCACGAUCACUGGUUUUAAUAGCUAUCAAAGAUUGUUUUUCACUUUAUCAAGAAAGUAUUCGAGGUUUCUGGUUUUUCCAGUGAACGUUUUCCUUCCGUUUUCUCAGUUUGAGAUUUCGAUCCUCAAGCGAGUGUGCCAUGAGUUCUAUGCCGCGCCAUGGCCGCAGAAAAUCCGCCAGUACAAACAAAGGCUAGACGAAAACCGUAAGCACGACUGUUAGCAAUAAAGCUAAAUGUCAUUGAAGGUUGUUUAAACAAGAAUAGAAUAGAAUAUCUAAAACACUGAAUUUGUUGAUUUGUUGUUAAAUGCGGUACACAAGAAGAAACAUCACUAGCAGCUUACUCCGAUCUUCAACUGUAGUUUUAUGUUUUGUGUACGAAUCGCCCUCUGAUGAUGUUUACUAUCAAUAUUCUUCUUAAUAAUAUACAAUACAAUAAUAUACAAUAUUAAUAGAGCGCUAAUUCCAAAUGGUCCAAAACGAAAUUUUUAAAUUGGCCGUUUUCUUACUUGACCACGUGCAUCAUUGUAUUCUGUUGUUGAUAAAUUAUAGCGAAAAAGCAAGUGAGCAAUUCAAGAACCGAGCUUGAACAUUGGCAAGCUGCGAGACGUUCUCUCCCCGGGACAUCGCAUCCACGACCGCCGUAAUAGAGGUCGCCGUAGCGAUUUGCUUAAACUCCGAUCCCUACUUUGUGGCACAACGGCUGCCGAGCUACUAACACAACUCGGUAGAUUUACUUUGUGGCACAACGGCCGCCGAACUAGACCCGGUUUGAUGCAUGCACCAGGAGUCGCAGACAUUUUCCAAAGACAGUGGUGAACCAUGCUGAAAAAUAUCAAGGCUUAAUCCGAAGUAAAAUUUAACAGCAAACUUCUGAAAGAUGAACGUUUUGGACGAUUCAGCAAACACAGAUCGAUGUACGCUUUACGAAGAUUCAGCAAACUUUUUAAAAGAUGAACGCUUUACUAAGACAGAAUAUCAGACCUCAGCAAAUCUUUGAAAGAUGAACGCCGAGGACACAAGAAUCACCACACGAGUUAGCGCGUGAAAGCUAGGCAAAACGUAAGCAAGCGCCUCAAAGCAAUGCAAAUGUGUGUCGACGACGACGAAAAUGCAAUCUCAAUAAUGCACAGGACACUGAACACAAAUUAGGGCUUGCGUUCUCGUACCUCGAACGCAAUAAUGCUCCAGCUGGUACUUUACUACAUCAUAGAAAUACACUAGCUAUUUUUCUCAUCAGCGUGCUCGAUGGGAAUACUAUUUAUAACAGCUAGAAUAUUCGCCUAUUUAAAUUCAAUAGGGCGCGCGUGCUUCAUAUUCCUAUUGAGCACGCUGAAGACGUCUUACUCAGUAAACUGUAUACCUCGAGUUCUUGUGAGCUUAGCAAUCCUCCCAAGACGUCUCUCAAGUGCAUCCAUAGCUCAACAGUACACGAUAAAGCGUUAACCAUGUGUUUUAUAACGAAAAUUUAAGAGAAAACGUUUGAAUUUGAUAAUCGAUAAUAGGGAAAAGAGGUGAGUGUUGUUGUUGUUGUCAUCUGUGCGAGCUGUACGGGCUAUGACGUGUGCAAAUCAUUCUUUGCAAAGUUGUUUCUUUCAAAAAGAAUUUUUUGGUGAAUCAAUACUCUGCAUACGCACGCUGACGCAUGAACUAAGGGAGUGGUCAUUAACUACUGGGGGCCGGGGGAGGGCUGGUAAAUUUUGGAGGAGGGCCGCCCAUUUAGGGAGGGCUAAAAUUUUCUGAGCCCGCAUUAAGGGGAGGGCUACAAUUUCUCUGGGCGCCUUUGGGCGAUGUGCGCGUACAAUUAAAUGGGUUUUGUGCUAGUGAAAUAUUCAGCACUGCUUGAAUUGACGAUAGGCGUGCAAGUAAUAUUAACAGAAUUGCAUACUCAAUACUGAAUCACACGGUUAAAAAGCAUUCUGAUUGGCUGGAGAUGGGCAGUGACUUCUCGCGGAAUCGCUUCUAAUUUGCUUGACUUUGAAAUGGCUUUGAAAACAGCGCACGGUUUUAGUUUGGCUUUGUUGUUUAAUCAACGCCAUCGUCAUGUGAUUUUCCUGUAUUAUAAUAUAUCUGAAUGGCAGAUAAUUUCAUGAAAGCCCUUCUUAAAACGAGCCACGAUCACAAGUGCACGGAUAGUUGAUGAUAUGUUAUUAUAACUGAAAAUGUAUUUUUUCAUGUUAUGACUGGUACUCGAUUUGCAUUUGUUUGUUUGUUUGUUUUUUUUUUUAACUCAUAGUGGUCCAGUUUAUACUAAUCCUUUUACAAAACUCACUAAGUCUUAAACAGUAACAGGAACAGAAUGUUUUUCUUUUUCAAUAAAUGCAACAUAGACCACGCAAUAUGACCGAACUUGCAGGACCUGGAGGGGUAGAGCAAGAGCUGCGGACUUUCCCUGAAUAGAGACAAUUUUCCUCUUGCUAUUCGCUGAUAAGUUAUUAUGCACAAUUUAUUCACUCUUCAAGUUGAGUAGAAGACAGGAAUUCAAUAAGUGACAGUGGGACUGUCCAUGGGUUUCUUUACUUGGUGCAGCAUAAAUGAGUUUUGUAAAUAUUGUGAAUACUAACACUUUUUUUUACUCCAAUCCAAAAAUUGUCUCAAAGUUACGCUCAUAUGGAUUCUCACGAUGCAACAUUUGAAUACUCAAAAUGUUAUUACAUGGGAGGGUUACAAUUUUUUGGGCACACAUUUUUGGAGGGGGUAGGAUUUUUGGGCUGUUAACCUAAGAGGGGGUAAAAUUUUUGGGACCCCGCUUUUGAAAUAAUAGCACCCCCCCCCCAAUAGUUAAUGACCGCUCCCUAAUUGUUAAAUUGUUAUCCGUCGUGUUUUAUAGUCUUCGGCAGUAAUUAGUUCUGCUAUUUCAUUUUCUUCGCAAAACGUGCCAAAAAUUUUCCGCCAUUUUUUUUUAUAAUUAUUUGUUUAAUUGUGUAAAUUAUCUAAAUAUGUAAACAGUUGUCUUUAUUAUCUCUUCUAUCUCUUUAUAUCUUUAUUAUCUCUUUAUAUCUCUCUAUCUCUUUAUUGGUCAAGAGGUGAAGAGAAUCAACAUAAAAUCGUCAGAGGUCUAUAAACUCACUAUAGCAAGCUUUUAGUUAUAGGGAGAAAGGCAAAAAUGCAUUUUUUUAUUACAGCUAUCAAAAUUUGUCAUACUCAUAUUCGCCCCACUCAAACGAGCGAAACUAUUUUUUCUGUGGAUUCUUUAAACUUUGUGAUAAAGGAACUCGGUGGACAACCUAAUCCCCGGAAGGAGGGUACUUCCACAUGGUAUAUAUUGUGACGUUUUGUAGGGUAUGGUUUUCGAGCAUGCAGUUAAGUCUGGGAUUGGGUAUAGAAAUCAGAGAGCAAUUCUUGUAUAGGGAGGUAUUUGGGAAGUUUAGUUUAGUACAGUGAGCAAAAUUCAGCUGAACCAGGAGUAUAGGCUAGGUUUUCCAGGGUCCCACCGUCACAUUACCACCCGAAAAAUUUCUCAAGAACCCGCUGGUUUAUGCUUUUUUUAAAAGACAAAAAAGAGACAUAAAGAAAGAGUUCAAAAGACUUUUCGGCGCUGAGUUUUAAAGAAAAUAACAAAGUUAACUAAAGCCUACCACUUGACGUGCGUUACUCAUUCUUGUAGGAUGUAGGUCUUAUAUGAACGAAUGCAAAAGGCUUGAGCUACGACUGAUAAAUCUGUGAUGCUUAGACUCAAAGCGAAUUGAAAUUUGGAAAAAUGGCGCAUUAGGAGAGAAAACAAGAACCUUUAUUUGGAGCCUCAGAGAAUAUCUAUAACAUUAGGGAAAGGACUUAAUAUCAAGGUUCACAGGUGGUUUGAGACGCAAGUUUUUACCGGCUGCUACCAAAGCCCGCACACUGGCUGCUACGAAAGCCCGCUUUGCUUCGCUUGCUUGAUUUUGGCAAACUCGAGCAAGACUCUACAUCAAUCGAGUAACAGAAAUAGCGUGAGCAUGCAUGGAUACAGUUCGAACCCAGGCUUAAUAGCCGUGCGCUUUCGGCCUCAUCGGUUACGACCAUCGGUUUUUCAAUCUGAAACGGAUGCUUGCACUCUGAAUACCAGUUUGACGAGAGAAAACAAAAUUGACAAGUUCAGAAGUUCGAGGUUUGGUGACUUUAAUAAAAGGCUUGGCGCCAAUUUUCCUCCGCACUGAGGUUGUUCGUUAAAUAGUCUUCGUAAUCAACUCUGUUAACGGCGAUAGAUUCCUAGAAUUUACUGAACCGAACUGAAAGAUUAACUGUACGAUAUUCUUGUUAUAUGAAAUAAUUUCCUUCUGAGAAAAACAUAAAGAAAUGUAAGAGUUUUGUAAUCUUUCCGUGCAAGUUCAUUUCAGUUUAGUCUGCAGGUGUGACUUGAAAUGAAAAAAAUGCACAAUAAUUAUGACUUAUCAUAUGGAAAAAGGACUCUAGCUAUCAAAUUUAUCACUUUUUUCGCCCCGGUUACACAAACGCAAGGCUAAUUUUCGUCAUCUAUAUCUAUAUAUAUAUAUAUAUAUAUAUUGAAAGGAUUAUAAAAAACAAGGUUUUAUAAAUAAUUAAUAAAGGUUUUUACAAGAAUUUUGUGAAGAGGGUGUUUUUUCCACAGUUGAACUGCCUUAAAAAACGUAGCGACAUUGUGUUUCUGUUGCACAUCGUGAUCAGCUUUAUUUAUUAACUGAAAACCUUUGCAUAAUUAUUCUAUUUAGUAUGGCUAGAGCUGUUUUUACCUGUUUUAAUUUCGUUUGCAUGUAAUAUUUUAUUAAACGGGACAGACUAGGCAGAUUACCGUGAUGCAGUGCUGGCUCAUAUCUGUCUUCUUUUUUUUUUUCUCGCUUAGGAAUGGUUAACGACAACGGUGGAAACGUUCUCAGGCAAAUUUAGUAACGCGCUGUACGUGAUAUUAGAGACAGUCUUUUUUUUUAUUAAUGCACUUUUGUCGUAAUUUGUAGUAAACCUGUCACAAUUUGUAAGAAACAUGUGCCGCAAUUUAGACUAAAGUGAAGGUUCCUUUAAUUAUAUCAUUUUUCAUCAGGUCUCGGUUAAAACCAUUUGUUAGAACUGACAGACCAGACUGGUUUAGUUGUAAAGAGAAUAAUUAAGAUCCAGCCAGAUCAGAGCUAUUUAGAUUAAUAUCGGCAAUGUUGGAGUGUCCCUUUCCAUUUGUAGGAACAGUAACCAAACGCGCAGAGGCUUUGCUCGGGUCGAUGUAGUUCCAUUGGGCAAGUGGAAUUUCCAACAUUUCAACCGGAAUUUUUGUUGUAUUGAAAGCGCCCAUUGGCUUAGAAUUACAGCGGUUAUGACACGCAACUAUCCUCAUUUUCCUACCAACUGUGUUAUUACAGCUCGGUCAGUUACCUACUGCGCAUGCGAAACACAUAUUAGAACUUACCAAGUUUAUGACAAAGUAGGACAAUAAAAAGGACUUCAGUCUAGUAACAUACAUCUGACAGUGAAUAACAUACAACCUCCUGACAUUUUUGUGAAGAGGACGUUUUUGUUUUAUUUGUGUAGUUAAUAAGAACUUCUCUUUUCUGCCGUUAGUACGGAUGGAGACCUGGUUUUGGAUUCUUGGAUGGGUUCUUUCCUUUCUUGCCAUCACUGGAAAUGGAUUUACAAUCUUCCUCGUCUGCAGCAGACGAAAUCUCCGCACCAAAACCAACGCGUUUAUUGUUUCACUUGCAGUGGCGGAUUUUUGUGUUGGUUUGAGCGUUGUUCCUUCUUUGUUCGCAUGCGACGUUACAAACACCUGCUACUGGCCUAAGGUUUUUCCUUCAUGGAAAGAUGUCGUAAGGUGGCUGUUUAGCUACUUGUCUGUUUUAAACUUGUGUUCUCUGGUGCUCGACCGUUAUAUCGCCAUCGUAAAGCCUUUUAAAUACAUAACUUUUAUGACUCGAUCUCGUGUUAUUCAAGUGAUAACUACCUGUUGGAUAGCGUCAUUUACGCUGGUUGCGUUCAAGACCGCACUUCGGCUUUGCUGCGAGACCCCUCUGACCAGUAUCGUUGCAGUUGUGGUUUUAAUGAUUUUCAUGGAAAUCGUUCCAUGCGUACUGCAAGUACUCUGUUUCGCGUCAAUGUUACUUCAUGUAUGGAAACAUGAUCGGUCAACACGCACCCUAGCAAAACAGUUACGUUUUAACCAUCGGGUAUCUUUUAAAACCCAUCACGAGAAGUCUGCAGUAAUAAUGAUGGGUAUUGUGAUAGGAGUGUUUGUUGUGUGCUACGGAAUAUAUUUGCGUUGUAGUCUAUUAGUAGUAUUCGACACAAAUGCAUCAUGCAAUGAUGAACAAUACAAAAUUCCUGUCUUGGUUUUAAACUCGGCCAUUAACCCACUGUCUUAUGCUUUUUUCAAAAGAGACAUAAAGAAAGAGUUUAAAAGGCUUAUCAGUCAGGUGGUUUUAUUUAGGCGGAAAAGUAACCAAGUAGAGCCUUCCACUUGAUUAUUUCUGAAGGACAUAGAUCUUAAUAUUAGUUGGCAGAACUGCCUUGUGUCAGGCAUCGCGGGCGGCAGUUUUGGGGCCGGCAAUUCCCUGGCGGUUUGUCUCAAAUCGUAGUUUGGAAGCACUGGUGUUUAAGGAGGGUACAAGAACCAAUACAAAGGACGAUAAGAAUACAAUCUAAUAGGGACCUUACUAUCCGAAAACAGAGACGCCAAUGAAAACGUCGCUGAAAAAUAGACUUCGCGUCCUUUUUCGCCCUCAUACCAAGUCGCUCAGUGAAUUGAAAGCACGGAACAUGUGUUAAGCUGGAACUAAAGAGAGGAGACCGCGCCCGAGUUCAGAGAGGGAUAGUAAAUAAAUUUAUCGCCUUGUCGUUCCAGUUCUUAAGCCCGUCAACUAAAAAAAUAUUGAAUAUUCCACGUUGUAGUUGUGUACGGACAGCGGAGAAAUGUACAAAAAAAUGUGAUGCACGUGCAGCCGGAGCUGUUGUUUUACUCACUGAAGCCUAUUGUGUUGUAUUUUCGUAAGGUUCCUAGCAGUAUAUGUCAGUUGCUCUUGAGACGGCGAUUCUGAGGUAUCAAGCCCACGUCAACAGUAGUGGUAGACGAAAUUUCUAAUUGAAUUUUUUGUUUCAAACCAAGGGAAAGUAUUUCUUUUUCCUGGCUUUAUUUUCCACAUUAAUUAUUGUAAUCAACUCUGUUCAGUAGUUUCCUAGAAUUUAAACAAGCAUGAAGUGAACGUUUUUCCCUUUGAUCCCUAUGGGGUGGCGAAAAGCCAUCUUUUUCUUCAAACAAGUUUUAAAGCUGUUUUGGCUUAAGUUUAGAGAACGUCAGUGGACGAUUUUGUAAUAAUUUGUAAUAUCCGUCUUGAUUUGCAGUACGUAGUAGCUGUUCUAAUUUGCAUUCAGAAGCGGAUCCUCAGUUACUUUCCUGUCAUGGUCAGGGGUCUCCGUACCAAUGAAAAUAAAGCUAAAUAAGUUGACUGAAAACAGGUAUUGCAAAAAGGAAACAUAAAUUCAAAUAACUAUUGCAAAGCGAUUUAUUUCUGUGUCCCACAUGAUGAAAAAGUGACGCUAAAGAUGUUGUCUUUACCAUGAUCUCCUACAUUAGCAUAAUUCGGAGAUAUCUUCGGAAAUUAAUUGCUAUGCUAUGAGACGAAACUGCAUUUCAAGACCUCAUCAUUUUCUUUAGAUAUGAGCCAGUUAUGCAUGUCGAUAGCAUAUUUAUUCAAUGUUUUUAUAGCCCUUGAAACUUUGUUUCAAAAUAUUUCCAAAACGCGCCAUUAUUUGUUCAAACUUUGCCAUGAUCGAGGCAACCAAGGGAGGUAUAUACAAGCUCCCUUAAGCGAUUUCUGAAAACACUCCAUGGGAGGAGUGAAAUUGUCCUUUUUCAUAGUUCAAAUCGGUAGUUCCUCGCAUUUUAACGAUUUCUAUCGUUGUUUGUUACUGGUUUAUCUUGAAUUUUCAAGAUUCCGCCGGCAAAUCAAGUUGAAUUUCAAGAUUUUGCCUUCAGAAUCACAGCCAAUUCGCGAUCGUCCACGUCUCCCUACUGUUGUAGCGACUCCAACUCUGUUAAACUGUUGUACUUGAGUAGCGACAUAAGAAGAAAUGUCCCUAUUGGCGAGGAGCAAGGAGAAACAGCUGUAUUCGCAGGCUAAACAAAGACUCAUAUCAAUAGAAGAUUCACUCGCGUAUUUCAUAUUCCUGAAGAGAACUGAAAAAAAAGAGCUCAUUUGAAAGCCAAUAAAUGGUAAAAUUUCGAAGCCCUACUUUCAUUUGACGACAUCAGUCCAGCCUCAAAAAGAUUUUUCUUGUUCUUCGGGAAUGAUGUUGCUUAUUUUGAAACACUUCACCACGCUUUCGAGAUAACCUCCUGUGUAACAUUUCAUUGCUACGGCAUCACAUUUCCAAUCAGGUAAUGAACCUCCGAGUGCUGACAAGAGAUGUCAAAAUAGACCAAUCAUAGCGGAGCUCCCGCGCGCUUCGCGCGCGCGUAGCGGAGCACCAUGGGUAACAAAAUUUGGUAAACUAUCCAUCUCAGAAAAUUUGGUUAUGACGUAGCGUACGUCCGUCCGUACGGACUUUCCGGGUAGUGGAAAGUAGUCCGCAUGGACUCUUGGGGUAGGGGAAAGUAGAGAUUUUUUGGCGGGAAAUCGCAUGGCGCAACGCGUUAACGUCGCGCAAUUAUAUCGCGCAACUGGUUUUGAAAAAAAGAAAGCAAGUAGAAAGAGUCAGAGCGAGAAGAAGGAGAGAAAAUUAUAGUGAAAAACGCCGGCAAGCAGAACGAGACAGAGCUAGAAUGAACAGACAAAGGCAACGCGAAAGAGAAAUACAAAGGCAAAGAGAACGGCAGCAAAAUAAUGACAUGAUGACAGAAAGUGUUGUGUUGAUGUCACUAUGGCCCCGCGCUAUUAACAUUUUGAUUUCAAACUGAUCUCGGACUCGAAAAUUCAGCCAGUCAUUUAAAAAUACAAGCAGGGAAGACAGAGGCUUUUCACUUUUCUCACCAUAGUCACGCGUUGAUCACGCUCUACCACCGUCCAAUUUUUAUGCUCUGAUUGAUCAAAAUUUGACAGGUGAGUUCAUGCAGAAACUGAUUUAUACAGCAUCUUCAACCUUGUUUACUUUCAGUUUGACAGCUGAAGCUGACAGAGUAUUUUGUCAACUUGUAAUGUUUUUUACUGUCUUUUUCCACUGGAUGCUUAAAAUGAAAUACAGCUGGUAUCAACAGUCUUCUUUGAUUCAUGGCUGGUUUGUUUAUUGAAUUUUUGGUCGGGAAAUGCGCCGGUUGCCAAAGUUGGAAAUCCGAUUUCGGAUGCAUCGCUUUCGUUUUUACCUUGCUGGAUGCGGUUUGAAAAGUCCCUCAAGCGAUUCUGUCCUUACUUUAUAGCUUUCAAGAUCUGCAUCUCGAAUGGUAAGCCUAAGUAAUUAUUGUAUACAGUGUAUGUUUGUUUUUUUAUAUCUAAUUCCAUGAAGUCGAGCGCAGCUAAUGAGGCUAAUUUAUGCACGUUUGUAUAAAGAUCUGAGACAAUGAUCUGAUCUAGUAUAUAUAAGCUUACAGAACUUUAAAAAGCCUUUAGUCGAUAUUUUCUCUCCGCAUAUAGAGCGGAAAAACGUUCCGAAGAGUAUUUAGUUAUAAUUUUGGCUGUAGAAAGAAAGCUUUGAGCGAUUUUCUUGCCUCGAGUUCAUCUUUGAAAACAGUAAACACCAGGAAGCCGGCUAAAAGCUUUAAGGAUUUUUAGAGACGCUUUAAUACUUGUCUCCGUGAAUGAAAAUUGUUGUCUCUGUAAAUGUUUCACCGAAUUACAUUUCUUUUAUUGAUUGUUAGUAGUCUCGUACAAUUUUAAUCGCUUUCCCGUUUGUUUUCAGUCGUUCAUAAACAACGCUUGCAGGAGUACUCAAAAUGCUGCUCGUAUCAAACGCUUUUUAAGAUUACACAUCGUUAUAAAACCAUUUAAUAAAAAAAUAAACACAAUAAAUUCUUUAUUAUGUUGAAGCGCGUAACUCUUUUAAUGUUCACUGAAAAUUUGGCGCUUGUCAAAAGUGAGAACCGGCUGGCCGUAUAGGUGAUUUUGGAAAUUUUUGGAACGGUUUUGCUAAAAGCCCACGCGUGCUUCGUACGGUUCUGAAGAUUGAAUGAGUGCAAUUUGUCUUGAAAAAUUGUGAAAUACUGCAUUUUGUGUGAGGUCUAUAUAAUAAAAACAACGCCUCAUAUUACUGUUUCAGAUGUGAUGUAUAAAAAGUAUGAAAUGUUGGUUUACACGCUCCCAGAGUUGUUGGCAAGAUUUUGUUCAGUAAACUUGUCGAACGCAAAAAAUUCGGCCUGAUUUGUUUUCCAAAAAUUCGUUUUCCAGGCCUAAUCUACAGUGAUCAAGAGCCAUUAUGGCUCUAAAAUGUGAUCGAAGAUAAUUGCUAUUUUUUGGGUGUAUAUAUACGGCUAUCAAUUCGAUGUAAGAUUUUUUUUUCACUCUAAAAUCACUUAGCCUUAGCUUUCCCUUAAAGUUAACUGAUUUGUGGAUUACAAGUUUAUUGUUUGCUUUAAAUUAUAAAUCUAUUAAUGGGAGCUUCGCUUUUAGCCCUGGCUAAAUCUAUAUAUUAGACCUAGGGUGUACCAGAAUCUGGUAUACCGGAACGAGCUUUUGUUAAAAGUACUUCAGGCGUUCCCUCACUCUCACCCGUAACCCACCCGCUCGUCUUUUUUCCCGGAUGUAUACAAAACACGGAUGCCGGGUCCAUGGAUCACCCCUGUGGUGGUCCAGGGUCCAGAGUCCAGAGUCCUUUCUCUGGUCCAGUCCGGAGUCCAGUCCAGGGCCACUCUACGGAGCGGUCCAACUAUGUCGUCCCUCAUGGGUGUUCCACCAUAAACACAUUUUCUCUUUCUUUUUCUACGAAAUUCUAAAAGGUGGCGCGGAAGGGUUGAUUUUGUUUUGGGGGAGGGAAAGAUAGCUAUAUCCUCUCUUUGGGAGGGUGAUUCCGGAGUAAUUAUUAUAUUAUUUUUAGUAAGUCCUAAGUUCAGAGUCUAGUGUCCCGUGUGCAGACCAGGGUGCAGUGCCCUCGGUGCCUGUACCUGAGCUUUCAUGAGAAGCUCUUCUUUUUCUUAACUUACCUAGAUUAGACGAAAGACGCAGUGAACUAUGGGUAAGCACCUUCAAAAAGAUUUCAAAAGGGGGCUACUCUAUAAACAUUUUCAGACCUAAGUCGAGGGUUUGUGUGCAUCAUCAAUUAGUCUAGGUAAUAGCAUGAUUUGUAGUGAUAUUUGGCAUAAACACCACGAGUGAUAUUUCAAAAUUGUUAUACCUAAUUUCACGAGCCGUUAGGCGAGUGAAAUUUGAGACAAUUUUGAAAUUUCAUUCGUGGUAUUUAUGCCUAAUAUCACGUAUAAAUCAUGCUAUUUUUCUUUUUAUACUACUACCCGCAAAAGGGUUGUAAUUUUCACAGGUAGGUAUUUCAAAUUAAGCUGAAAUACCACCGCUCUUAGCCAAUCAAAUUGUAGAAAUGUUUCAUGUAACAGUAUAAUACGAGCCGCUGAUACAGAGAACUAUAUUACGAUGCCCAAAUGUAGGACUGAAAGACUACUUCGUAUUUUCUUUCCAAGUACAAUCUUAACUUUAAAUAAUCGAGUCUGCAUAGAUGAUAUCAGUUGCAUGUAUGACAAUUUUCUUUUUUUACUGAUCUAGCCGGAGCUUUGAUAACGUUAUCGUCAAAUGGAGCUUUUGCGUUCAACAGUUUAAUUAUUUGACCAAAAACUGUCUCCAAAGUAGCCAUUAUAAAAACUAAGAGUGCAGCCAUUGCUUUUUUCUCUUCUCCUCCUUUCCUUCUCCUCGCGCUUUCUGCUUUUCUUUUUCUUCGUUACUAUAUAUGAUUUUGGAGCUUCUGACGGGCCGGAAACCUGCCUUUUGACACCUUUUCACUCAAAUGACUGCAAAUUUCGUUAGGUUGUUUUUAAAAAAAUCGGCGAGGUAUAUAUAUUAAAAAUCGUUUUGGAAUUGUUGGUAAUUCGAUUACAUAUCAUCGUCAUUAUUGUAAACCAGUCCCUUUUUUAUACGAUUUGCUUGUAAUCUUAUUUUUAAGAACGGCUUGUAACAACGUUGUACUGAUUCAUUAAUUUGCGAUGAUGUUGAGAUUGAACCUUGCUUACUUACUUAAUUGUUAAAUAAUGGUUACUUCUCGGCUUUCGAACGUCUGCCACGCGCAGGCUCCGUUUAGUCCACUGACUACCUUCUUUUUUCGACCCUCCCAUGUGCCUAGCUGAAUAUUUCUGGAUUCAACUCAAGCUACCACUUUUACCCUCUUUAUCUGUUAUCUUUUCCUCAAAUACUUCAAAGCAGGUUAUUUGACCGUCGGUUGUAUAUUUUGCAUGAACAACAAGUUCCGACACUUGACUGUCGGGGGUAAGGUUUGAGGAAUUGUAUUUCACAAUUGUACCUAUAGCUAAUUAUAAUGUUCUAUGAUAACAGCAACCGUCUGUACAUCCUGUCCUUCACAGUCAGCCUGCUAGGCAUGAUGGGACCAAUUACAACUUACAACAACUUUAUUUCAAAAUCCUUGUUACAAAAUAGAAUUAAAACACAACUCUCAAGUAGCAAAGGCUAUUCGUGGCGGGUUGUGUAAAUAAUAAAUAAAUAAAUAAAAAUAAUUAUUUAGAUUCCUUAAGAAAAAAAAAACAGUGGUAAGAAAAAUGAAGAUUAAUUAGGUAAGACAAUAGAGCACAAUCAUUACACGAAAAAGGAUAAAAGUUAACUGUUAAGUUUGCAUGCUUUACAUGAAGUAAAAUCAGAAACUAGAGAAGCCCGGCCAGUUGAAGUAACAGGUGGAGUGCCAGUCUCUAUAAAUUAAUUGGACUGACUUAUUUCGUCAGCGUUAUUUGUGAGGGUAUAACAAUAUUUAUGAAAAUAAGAAAAUGCCAAAUAACCAGAGAGCUUCUUUAAAAAAACUUUCUGUUUUUUUUUUGGCAUUUUCUUAUUUUUCAAUUCUGUUAUUAUAUUACCUGCUUUAUUUUUUUGUUUCUCACAUUUCAAACUUUCUUUCUUCUAUUACUUUUUGUUUGUUUUGUUUUGUUUUUUUUUUGUUUUUAUCUAUUUUGUUGUUUUCUUUAGAAAGUCUCAGUCAAUCACAAGAAGUGGGUAAAAAAUAAUAAAAUGUAACGAAAAAUGAAUUAAUAGGUAUUAUUCAAACAAGAAUGGCGUCGACGUAGCCAGGAGAUAAAUCUGUUCAUUCUUUUCCCCUGGAAAGAUAAAGUAUUUAACCAAAGUAGAUUGUUUUCGACAAAAAAUACGCAGUUAAAUUGUUAAAACGCUAUCUUCAAGAACGACGAAGAGUUCCCUACGCUGAAUAGAUACUUUUAAAACCUUUUUGGCCCGAGAAAACAGCGUUUUAAUUUCCAAAAGCCUGUCAUUUUUAGUCACGAAGUCUUUGCAAAGAGGCAGAAAGGCCAUGACAUGGAGCUACUUGGAGAUAAUAGGGAGUUUAAGAUCUAACGACGCGGACAACAACUAGAACGUCAAAAAAACAAUAGUUUUAAUUAGCAAAACAACAACUUCACACGUGCAACACACUUUUUGGUACAUUUCUUUCCCGUUUUUGCACGACUACGACGUGAAAAUGCCUAAUUUUGCGUUUUAGGGAGGACGUAAAUAAGUAACGACGAAAUUUUAUUUCUCUUUCUGAGCUUGAAUAUGGUCCCUUGAAAUUCAGCUUUAGGAGGGUUCGCCUACAAUUGACAAAGUACGUGGGUAGGAAUAAUCACUAUAAAGACUGAAAAAACUCAAAUUCACUUUUUAAGCGACGUACUUGUCGCCGUCGCACCGUUGGAUCUUAAAGUCCCUAAUUAUUAAGUAAGAGACACACAACUGAGAGCAUGCGCACAAUACGUCGCGUCAAUCGAAAACAAAACCCCAUUUACACUAGCAAGUUACAAUUUGUGAAUAAAAACAGUCGCUUGUGUAUCUGAAUACGAUUUAAAAGACCAUAUAUAAUUACGUUCUUUUGCGAUGCUCGCGGAAAGGUAAAAAAUCCUAACCUAACAUAACUUUAAAUAAAACCUAAUCCUAACCUAAAAAUCCUAAACCCAGUGUCAUCCACUCACUAAUUAAUAAGUGCACAAAGUGCUCGACAAUUCCCCGGUUUUCAUAUAACUUGAUCUACUGAAACCCUGUUAGGCCAAUUAAAUUUUGAGGGGUAACUAUAAUAAUUUUUGAGCCAACUCACCAAAGUCUGUGUUUUUUUCCCUCGAGUUCGUUGACGGUUGUUCGCGAGGGAGAGCCGAUGCUCGGAAGAAACAGUGGUCGACUGGUAAUUUCCAUCUCAUCUUUUGGUUCGUCACUUCCUCUCUCGUGUUCCUCUUUACCUUUCUUUGGCGAAGAUUCAAAAGGCUUGUCGCAAGAGGUGAUGUUAACUCUCGCUGUUUUAGUGAACGUGGUAGCAAGGAAGAUUGAGUGUUCAGGAAGUAGCCGAGAACAUGUGUAAAAUAAUUAAAAUUAUUUUAUGCAUGUGUUCGGCCACUUCCUUUCACAGCUGCAGGUAUUUUUCCCACUCAGGUGCACAAAUGACAAGCUGCUGCAGGUGGUUACCCGGUCUUGAGGGCACUUCAAUGUGGAGAGCUGAUAAUUGAGGAAAGCCAGGAACUUAAAGGAUAGCCUGACCAACUGGUGGUGUUAUUAUCGAACAGCAGGAACUCGAUCGGGUUUAGGUCACGGAAGGAAGCUUGGCUCAGGAUGUAUAAGCUGUUUGGGGACAGAUGAUGUUCCGUCUGACAGACUGGAUAACAUUCUGCGCUACCAGAGUUGUUCGGGAAUCCAUUUCCGUUUCAUUCACCAUGUUCACAGGUGCAAGAAUUUUGUUGGCGUCUGAUACAGGUACUAUGACUGCUUCCGAAGAUGGUUUUGAUGACACGAGGACUCCCUGUCACGCUAUAAUAGGGAGCUUAAGCAACCACGACGGGAACGGGAACGGGAACGGGUAAAAAGGCAUCAGUUUAGAUUAGCAAAACAACAACUUUGCAUCACGUGCAUCACGCUUUUUUUUUUCUUACAUUUCUUUGCCGUGAAUGCGUACGCACGACUACAACGUGACAGUGCCUAAUUUUACGGGAACACAAGACAACAACUUUGUUUUUCUUUUCCUGAACUUUGAUAGAGUCCUUCAGAAUUCAACUCCAAAAUAUUUGCCCACAUAUGACAAAUUAAAAGAGAUGCAAUAAACGCGAUAAAGUUUGAGGCAGCGCGAAUUCACUUUUUAAAUGACUCCGUAGCAGUCGCCGUCGUUGUUGCUAAGCUUCCUAAUGGUGAGACAGCAGUACAAUCGUGUUUUCCUGCGCUGUUGUUACUUCAUUAGUGUCGAGCUCUGUGAUGGUCGCUCCUCCAGACGAUGGCCCUGCCACUGGAAGUACUUUAUACAGCAGUUCAUCAGUAAUAAUAUACACUAGGGAGCUAGCUGCAUGAUUCAGACUUUCGCCUAGGCUGUAGACCAAAUCGAGUUACUGUUCUACCCGAUCAAGUUUUUGUUGUUUCUGCCGAAGUUCCUGGGCUCUCUGAUCAAGCCCCUUUAACAGGGAAGUGCACGAAGUGCACUUAGCCUUCAGCUUGAGGUUUUUUCCUUUCAAAUCGUUUAAAAAAGGCUCAAGCGAAAAGCUCACUGCACUUCACUGUUUACUGAAUAAACAGGGCAGUACAGUGAGCCUUCAGCUUGAGGUUUUUUCCUUUCACAUCGUUUUAAAAAGCUCGAACAAGCUGAAAGCUCAUUGCACUUCACUGUUUAUUGAAUAAACAGAGCAGUACAGUGAGCCUUCAGCUUGAGUUUUUUUUUUUUCCUUCACACCGUUUAAAAAGGCUCAAGCUGAAAGCCCAUUGCACUUCAUUGUUUAUUGAAUAAACAGUGAAGUGCAAUGAGCCUUCAGCACACCGUUUAAAAGCUUGCACUUCAUUGUUUUUUUCCUUUUUUUUUCAUCGCUUAAUUCCCUAACAGCGUUCUUAUGCCUCCGUUUGAUGUCUUCUUGCGAUUCUUUUAGCCGCUAUAACUCUUUUCUCAAAUUAUUUUCUUUUAAUUUUCCCGAUCUUUCCAGAUCGGUGAGGUUCUUUUGAGUUUUUAACAAAUCUUUUCUCGGAAGUGAUUAUCUUCUUUCAACUACUGUCGAUCUGAUCGCAGGUUAUUAAUCACUACACCUUUUAAUAUGCUCGCAGCUGUAUACAUACAUCUCUACCAUCCUUAGUCGACGGAGAAUCUUUUCUGCAAUGCACAAAAACAAUCAUUUUUAGAUACAAAUCACUGAUUCUGUAUAAUCUCUCCGUAAGUUUCAGUUUCGUUUUUCUUUUUCCAAAAGUGAAGUUUUUAGCUAAAGAGUGAUGUCAUAGAGAAUUGACCAUAAGUUAUUUGCGCGCGCAAAGGCUUGUCUAGAGCUGCGAUACUUAUGGUCAGACAGAGCAUCCGUUGGUUUGUUAAGCUAUUGUGAUGUAGGAUCUAGGUGUUAGGUCAGUAUAUCGUUCAGUCACUUUUAAAAUGUUUUGUAUACAAUGAUUGUUAAUCGCAGAAGCCUGCGAGCAAGCUUUUCACAGCGAACGAGUCCGUGAUACACGCGAGAGAACUUGCGAGUGAGUCAACAAUUCUUUGCGCGCUAGCGCGUUGCUUCUUUCAAUAUUCUCCACAGUCUACACCAGUACGAGCCAAUUACUAUCGCCUCCUGACACCAAAAUAUUUCCAGCAUUUUACCAGAACGGUAAAAAAGGCCAAAAUUUUGUUCGUCAGACGUUAUGGCUUAAAAAACGAUGCGUAAAAAAAAAAGCGGUAAUUAACGAUGUAUUUCUCAUUAUUGCUUAUUUCUUUACACAGUUUUUGUGUUAUGUAAACUAGGGCUUCAAAGACCACUGCAAAAACCGUGAACGAUCAAUGUAACGUUGGAUCAAACAAGAACGUGAUCAGUCGAAAAAGAUAAAAAUAUAAUUAAGGUCAAAAAGACUACUGCAGGCAAAGACUGAUCAAAAAACGUGAAAAAGGCUGAGGUAUAUAAACCACGAAUAUACAGAAUAAAUACUACUGUAAAGUAAUAAACAGAAGUUACAUGAUAUGACUUGGUAAGGUGUGGCUGCUAAGAAAAAUAGAUAAAGAUUACGUAAUGAUUAUAAUUCGUCACGUUUAUUCAUUCCCAGAGGCUUGAUGGAUAUGGCUGUAUGAGUGAGGUGCGCCUCACUUGUUUCCUAAGACAAUCGCGUUCAUGUCUAAGUGUUUCAAUACUAGGGAUAAGUAACAUAUGGGAAACAGAAUGGCUAUUGCUAAGAAAGUGUUCUGAAACUGCGGUUUGGAUGUAACUACCGGAGGGGUAAAGUAUAGGGCUUCUAUAUCUAAAAACGGUCCUUGAGGUGGCGUUUGGUUUCCCCAAAAUAUUGCAAAUUUUAUACAAAGGUGGUAUUGAAUCAUGUAGAUUACAUUGAAAAUAUUGCAAGUAAUGUGAGAUUUGAUUUUGCAGGUUUCACCUGCAGAGUAGAAAGUAUAAUUGUCACGGCCGUGCAUGGUCAAUAUAGGCGCAUGUGGUGCAGUUCCUGCUGUUGCACCGAAAAGAACCGGGAGUGGCCCGGGCAUUGUUACAAUUAUCAGUCUCUGGCAAUUGGACUCUAACAAGAAUAUCGCUUAAAUUGUCAGAAUGGCAGUAAGAUACUAUUAGAAGGUUUUUAAAAACAUUUCUACAACGUUCUGAGGAGUAGAGGACGUGGGAAUGUUUGUGAAUAAUGUGCGCGACAUUCAGGUGGCAAUGUAGGGUUAUAUUUAUUAACAAAACGGAGUGGUUUCAGUCUGCGUAGGUUUGUGUUUAAGUGCGUCAGCACGAGGAACGUCUGAGGCACGCUGUAUUUGUGUCGUGAGAAAGGCUUUGUCGUAACCACGAUUGGCAAGGUAGUUAGUACGCUGUUUGUAACCCUCCUUGCUGGAAAAGAUGCGGCGAAGGCGAAGUGCAAGGCUGUAAUGAAUAGAGCGUUUAGUGUGAUGAGGAUGACAAGAUGAAAUGACAAGAUACUGGUGUUUGUCAGUAGGUUUAGAAUUCAUAGGUCAGUUUCCAUGAAGCCAUCCUUGACUGAAACCAUGACAUCAAGGAAAGGGAUAUUGUUAAACGAGUGUGAGCAUGUAAAUUUUAUGGUGGAGUUUAAGUUGUUAAGCGUUAAGAUAAUCGACAAAUAGCUACAGUUUCUCUAGACCUUCAGUCCAGAUCAUGAAGAUAUCUACGAUGAAUCAGAGCCAUAAUAAUAGUUGAUAGGGAGCGCGAAGAAGAGCGUCGUGUUCGAAUUUUCCAAGAAAUAAGUUGGCGUACGACCGAGCGAUUCUAGUGCCCAUAGCUGUGCCGAGGUUUUGAAGAUAAUGCAUGCUGAGAAUUAAGAGUAAAUUUGUUCAUGGUGAGGGUAACACAAAUGAGGUCGCAAAUGGCUUCUGUAGAAAAAGGUGUUUAUUAGCUCUAUCAAUUUAAGCGAUAUAUUUUUGUUAGAGCUCAAUUGCCAGAGACUGAUAAUAUCAACAAUGCCCGAGCCACUCUCCCGGUUCUUUUCGGUGCAACAGCAGGAACUGCACCACAUGGCCCUAUAUUAACCACCGCCGUGACAAUUAUACUUUUACUACUCUACGGGUGAAACCUACGAAACCAAAUCUCACAUUCCUUGUAAUCUUUUCAACAUGUUCAAUGUUAUCUGCAUGAUUCAAUGCCGCCUUUGUAAUUUGCAAUAUAUUGGGGAAACUAAACGCCGCCUCCAGGACUGUUUUAAUGAACAUAGACUUCCUAUACUUAACCGGCCUUCGGUAGUCGCAUCCAAACCGCAGUUUCAGAACACUCUCUCAGCAAUAGCCAUUUAGAUCUGAACACGAUUGUCUGAGGAAAGCAAGUGAGGCGCACCCCAUUCAUAAAGCCAAAACCAUCGAGCCUCUGGGAAUGAACAAACGUGACGAAUUUUAAUCAUUCUUUAUCUAUUUUUCUUAGCAGCCACACCUUACCACGUCAUACCAUAUAAUUUCCGUUUAUUAUUUUACAGUAGCAUAUAUUCUGUAUAUUCGUGGUUUUCCGUAAUAAAAAGGAUGAAGCCUGGUAGUGGCCACUCGAAAUGUUGUAUACCUUAUGAGGCUACGGAGGAAGCUUAAGGUGGCUCCCUAGAGUAUUUACUAAUAACCCCAGCUAUCUAGCAUACGAUACGGAAGGAAAUCCAGUUACUUUGUCUUUGCGAUUUGGUUCACGAAAUUCACCGCUAACUUUACCCUUGUAAAAAGGCUCCUUUAUCAAGUUUUAUUUUCUGGAUUAAGGCUGUUGCCAUGGCAUCAUCGCAUCCCUAAACAGGCAGUUAUUUCGUCAUUUUUGAUCAUUUUUUCUUACGGUUUCGCCAAUAUUUUGAAAUUUGUAACUUUUCUUAAUAGAGGAGUUUAGCUCUUACAGAUUUUAACAAGAAAAGGACAGUACAAAGGAACUGCAACUGUUAAGAAAUGAGGCGAUUUUUAAUCUGGGGUGGGUACUCAAUCAUCAUGCAUUACCUCUUCCUCUCUAGUCUCCUACGCAGCCGUUUUUGUAUCGAUCUUGACUUCACGCAACGAGACGAAAAUAAAAGCUGCGUAAGUGAAUACUUCCUCUAUACUUCUCCUCAUGCCUCCUUUAAAUAAUUUCUCUUUCCAGACUAAACUGAACCGCACGAAUCGAAUGGAAUUCAUAAAAAUAUUGAGCACGUGUAUAAUAUGAAGAUCGGAGCAUUUAAUCCUGAGAAUAUAAAUUGACAAAAUUUCGUCCAUUUUCGUUAGGACCUCUGGUAAAAAUUUAUUUUUCAAAAAUUAGGUGUGGUCCACGGGGUUAACUCAUUGACUGGGUCCACAAACAGGCCCAUGGACUAGGUCCACAGAGGUAGUCCUUGCAUGACUUUGUACACCUUAUUACAUGAAAUUUUCGCGACACGCUAAUUUCUAGAAGUUCGCGAUACAAAAAAAAUCGCGAAAUAAAGUGACGCGAACUAUGAGUGUCGCGAACAUAACAUGACGCGAAAAUUAAGUGACUGUAAGUGCUGUAAACGUAUGCGGCUUAGUACUGGAUCGUUUUACUGCCAUCAUCCAUCCUCUAAGAUACAUUACUUUGAUGACUCGCCCUCGAAUUAUUCAAGUUAUUUCCUUCUCUUGGGUUCUACCAGUUAGUUUUAAUGUGCUAAAAGUUAUCCUUUAUACGUUUUAUUUCAAAACAUUACCUGUCCCUUUUAUUUGGCUGAGUAUUAUUUUCUUCGAGUUCCUAGCAAGUGUUGUCUUAAUGCUCUUCUUUGUAUCAAUGAUAUUUCACGUACGCAGGCAUGGUCGGUUAGCACGCAUCGUAGCAGAGCAGUUACGUUUUAACCAUCAGAUGUCGUUUAAAAUCCAUCACGAGAGGUCUGCAGUAAUAAUGAUGGGUCUUGUGAUAGGAGUGUUUCUUGUUUGCUAUGGGAUGUAUCUGCGUUGCAGUUUUACAAUACUAUUCCACACCACCUCAUGUAAAGAUGAAAACUACAAAAUUCCUUUCUUGGUUUUAAACUCAGCCAUUAACCCUCUGGUUUAUACCUUUUUCAAAAGAGACAUAAAGAAAGAGUUUAAAAGACUUCUUGGACCUGUGUUUUAAUUAAAAGAAAAUAUUAGUAAUGUUAACGAAAGCCUACCACUUUACGAGCGUACGCGUAACUCGUUGUUGUAGGAUGUAGGUCUUUUAAGACGGUGAAAGGCUUGAGAAGAGACUGAUAAAUCUGUGAAUCUUGGACUGAAAGCGAAUUGAAAUUUGGAAAAAUGGCGUAUGAGGAGAGAAAACAAGAACAUUUGUACGCUAAGAGAAUUUAAAAUACUAGAGAAAGGACUGAGGAUCAAGAUUCACACAGUAGCGGGAGGCGAAAGUCAUAUCACAUGGAACUUUUUAGUAUCACAUUGUAAGAGAAUAAUUCAAUUUAUGUCCACAUCCUGCUAGCAAAGCCUUUGUUUUGGCGCACUGUUAAAAAAGAAAUACUCUGCAUGAAUCGAGUAAGAUCAUUCUUGAGGGUCUCUGAUAGGUUUUUUGGGAUCCGGGAUUUCCCUUAUUUGCUCGGGAUUGGGGAUUUUAAAGCAAAAUCGGACAAGAUUCGGGAUGGAAAGUAUGCGUGAGAGUUAGAAUGCCGAAAAUAACCCUCGGCUACGGGAUUACACGAAAUUUUGGGUCGGGAUGACAGGAUUGAAGAACCCUACAGUGGGGACCCUCAUGGUUGAGGGUCCCCACACAUGUUCAAUACUCUCGAUUAGAUUCCAGUGGGCAAAGCCUGGAGUCCAAUGGAGUCUGUUCGAAAAAUGAAACCGGAAGUACAGUCGAGUCCACUUGAAUUACCGGAAGUCUAGCCAUAAGAUGAAACUAGCAGUGUAAACAAUACUUUGAGGAGGGUUGGAAAGUCGUCCGAUGGAGUCCAUCGUCUGCAUAUGUAACACAUCGCAUUCGUUAAGUCCUCAGUCGAGACUGGCACGCUUAACAUGCAACAUAUGAGUCGGAAAGUCGAAACAAACACGCUAUACAUGUGAGAUUACUGCUCGUUCUUAAAGCGAUGAGCCGAAACAAGCACGCUACAAGUCGUUUAUUAAGAGGCAAUUUUACCUUCUCGCUUCUUUUUGCAUAACAGAAACGAAAAAAGCUUCUUCUAAUAAAAGCUGCUUUAACUCUUGUUGUAAUUUGUAACACCCGUCUCAGUUUCUAAUAAAGAACGGUCCAAUUAAGAAUACAGUGACAGCGCAAUUAUUUACUGAACCAAGUUAACAAUAAAUUGCAGUAAAACAUGAAGCUGGACUUUGUCCCGUUUGGUUGACUGAUAUUUUUGCGCUAUUGCCACAUGACGUUCCCCAAUUUCUCUACCUCUUGCUAGCGUAGGAAUUCGUCAAGUUAAUAAUUGGAACCCUGAUAUUUAUGCAAAAUGUUAAGUUUUCAAGUAUAUAAUCUCGACGUGCGCGUCUAGUGUACGCAGCGCGAAAACUGGGCGUGGUCUCAGUGUUGCAAUCUCGGUUGCUCUAUAUUUCUUACUAUAUACCUGACAUCAUGCAGUUGACGUCACGAAGCAAUUUGUGUUUCCAGGCAACAUCAGGCGCAUUAUUAUGUUUUAUUCAUGAAAUGCUGAUUCUGCGACGGUUUAUUCAAUCACGAACAAUUUCUCAUGCAAAUGACACACGAAAGCAAGCAUAACAACGUUAGCUGGAUUCACCAAGUGGCACCGAGUUCACUCAUGCAUGUACACGAAUAACUAUAAUUGAACACUUGCAGAAAUUAUUUGGUACUUUUUACAGGGAUUCAGUGCUAUUGAAGGCAGGCAUAUUCAAUAAUCAUAAGUCAUAAGUCAUGAGUUAUGAGUGUAAUUUCCUCUUCGAGUUCCUUCCAUGUGUGCUGUUAAUACUCUGCUUUGUAUCAAUGAUAUUUUUGACGCACGCGGGCAUGAUCAGCCAGCACGCACCUUGGCAAAACAGUUACGCUUUAACCAUCAGGUGUUUUCAUGUUGCAUCUCACAUAAACAGGGGCGUAACCAGGAUUUUUUCGGGGUACGCAGUAAUUCUCCAAAUGCCCUUAUCCCCAACCCCUGCUCAAUGUUCCAAAAGGUGAGAUUAUUGUAAGUCGAAGCGUUCUUACUGUAUACAGCUGUUUCGAGAAAGGUUGUCGGAAGAAAUGCGCACGUGACAAUCCCGAAAGGUAAUAUGGGAUAUGAUCAAUACACUGUUCGUAACGACUGAAGCUGUCAAACCUGCUUUUGUUGCUUUCCUUUAAUACUCGCAAACAUAUGUCCGUGGCCUCCCGUACCAUUCUUUCAAAUUUCUUUGAAGAACAUUGCCCUCAAAGCCACCCAAAAUACCUUUCGGGAUUGUCGUGUGCACUUCCGACAACCGUUGUCGAAAUAGCUGUAUGAAAUGACGUGACUGUGUAAACUGAAAAAAAUCUUUAUCGUCUUUUUGUAAUCAUGGACUGAAGCACGUCAAUCGCUUUUGCUAACUUAAGGCUUAAAAUAUAUCAUUUAUAUUUAUUAAAUAUUUGGUCCACCAAAGGAAGCCGACAUUGGAGAGUAAUUAAAACUAAAAGUUAAACAAUCCGUUGUUAAAUAUUGAUCCAAACUGUGAAUAAUUAUAUUUUACCUAUCUUAUAUCCUUUGCUUUUUUUUCAUUAUUCGCUUUCGUAUCUUAUUUUAUUAUUAAUUUUUCCACCCUCGACUUUUUCAGGUACGCACGUACGUACCUUGCGUGCGUACAGGUAGCUACGCUUGCUACGCUCCUGAGAAAUGUAUACUUUUUAAUUUUUGAUAUGCGAUUUUACCUUCUCGCUUCUAAUUAGAUAACGGAAAUGAAAAAAAAAAUCUUUUAACAAUUUUUUCCCCAACUUUUGCCGUAAUUUGUAACACCUGUCGCAGCUUCUAAUAAAGAACUGUCGCAAUUAGGAAUACAUUAACGUAGCAAUAUUAAGCGAGCCAAAUUAACAAUGAAUUGAGAUAGGAGGUAACACACGUGACUGACGUUUUCUAUCGUUUAAUUGAAAGAUGUCUUUGCACUAUUGCCAUGUAACAGUCCACAUUUUCUCUCUUCCUACCGUUUAUUAAAAAAACCGAUAAUUACAAAUAAAAUACGACAGCAUGGCUAAUUACAAAUAGCGCAAAAAAUAUUGGAAGCAGGAAGUUAUAAUACAGUGCAGUUAUUAAAAUAAGGACGAUUUAAAGAACUAAUAGAAACACGCAUCGUAAAUGAUGUUAUGGGCGCCCACUCUUAAAUAAAACCUUUUGUCUAAUGAACGCCCCUCUUAAGAUGUCAAGCAGUUUGUAUUAGACGCCCCUCGCUAAUAACGCCCCCUGUCUAAUAGACACCCCCCCCCCCCGCAAUUACUCUGAAACGCUAGGAAACGGCAAAAAGGAGUAAAAUCAUUCAAUUUGCCGGUUCAGUUUCUUGCUUAACAAUGUAUCUUGUUCAAUGGCAAGCUCAAAAUAAGGAUAAACUAAUAAUGACAACAUAUAAUGAUCCGAAACAUUCUAACAUCGAUCAAAGUCGGAGAUUUGGAAGAGGGAUAUGGAUCUCUUGAAGUCGUUUCAGACGUAUCAAUAGAUGGAGGGACCAGACAUUCUGCUAUUUACAGUUAACUCUCUUGAUACUGAAUUUUCGCCCAAAACAUACUAGUUUAACUGAGCUUCAAACGCUUUCCUCUUUUAAAAUCCCUCCCUCUAUUAAACGCUCCCUCUUGGCCAUUGGACCCCUAAAAUUAAAUAAACGCCGCGGGUGUCUAUAAAAUCAUUUACGGGUAUUAGCAAAUAUGACCCUCAAAUUCAUGCAAAGAUGUAAAUUAUAAUACUCAAUUUUUUAGUUAAUCAGUAUAGUUGACAAGAACUUCCUUUAACAGUUAAGAUGGAGACCUGGUUUUGGAUUCUUGGUUGGUUUCUUUCAUUUCAAACCAUCAUUAGAAAUGGAUUUACAAUCUUCCUCGUUUGCAGCAGACGAAAUCUCCGCACCGAAACCAACGCAUUUAUUGUUUCACUUGCGGUAGCGGAUUUCUGUGUCGGUUUGAGCGUUAUUCCUUCUCUGUUCUUCUGCGACAUUACAAACACCUGCUACUGGUCUCAACAUUUGCUAUCUUGGUCAUCUUGGGUGAAUAUUAUAAGGUGGUUGCUUAGUAACAAGUCUGUUGUAAACUUAUGCGUCUUAGUACUGGAUCGUUUUAUUGCCAUCGUUCAUCCUCUGAAAUACAUUAAUUUCAGACUCGCUGUCGAAUUAUCCCAAUUAUUUUCUUCUCUUGGGUUAUACCAGUUAGUUUUACGCGCUAAAGAUUACCCUUUCUUUGUUUUAUUUCAAAACAAUACCUGUCCCUGUGUCACUUAUUUGGCUGA
Porites lobata is the source of this 37229-nucleotide messenger RNA. NCBI's taxonomy places the organism in Eukaryota, Metazoa, Cnidaria, Anthozoa, Scleractinia, Poritidae. The record is from the annotation of a GenBank genome assembly.